CUAGUAAGGCAAGGCAAAUUUAUUUGUAUAGCAUAUCUAUUUGUUUGGCACAUUUCCUACACAGACACUUAAAAGACUGAAAGUCAACUGUAAAAUAGGUCUGCAGUAAGUUGUUAACAAACUAUGAUAGGUAAACUGAUCAGAUUUUUUUCUAUAUCUUUACUGAAGUCAUCAUCAUAUUUAGCAUGAGAUGUCAGCAAUGAGGCCACAGAGAGUAAAGAUUAAACCUAAAGAAGAGGCAGCAUAUUUUUCAUCCUUGGGCAAGGACGAGGAUGGAUUCAAUAUAAAAUAUAUUAAUUCAUUUAAAGGUGAGUUGCCAUUUGUUAAAAAUUCUUUAGCACAGGUAUACUUUUAAUUAUUGCUUUAAUCUCUUCAUAUUUCUGACACAUCUUCUGUUCUUCGUUAGGUCGAGGAGUGUUCAGUUGCCACCACUUUCAGAAGGGAGACUUUCUUAUUGAAUAUCGAUUGGAAAUCAAACAGGAACAUGAAAACAGGCUAAGACUGUACCACGAUGCCCUGAAGGUUUUCAUGUUUGAAUUUCUCUACAAUGGGGAAAAAACUAUGUAUUGAUGCAGCCAGAGAGGACGACUCCCUAGGGAGACUUGUCAACGAUGAUCAUGACAUCAGGCCAGGGGAAGAGAUAACCUACAACUAUGGAGAUUCAGACUGGCCAUGGAGAUUAAAGGUUUCAACUGAAGCACAUCCUCAUCAUGCAGCCUGGGCAUCUGACUGCACCAAAGAUGUUAUACUGGUGACUUCAUUUCCAUUGAAUGUUGAUAAUGACAUCAGAUUUUUUUUCAGUAGCAAAACAGUUUUGACUGGCCCUGGUUAG
This is a messenger RNA of Thunnus maccoyii (southern bluefin tuna), 832 nucleotides long. RefSeq names its product N-lysine methyltransferase KMT5A-A-like. The record is from RefSeq and is a predicted model, not a curated record. NCBI's taxonomy places the organism in Eukaryota, Metazoa, Chordata, Actinopteri, Scombriformes, Scombridae. Bases 548 to 832 code for a protein of 94 amino acids. The transcript has 4 exons.